This is a messenger RNA of Chanos chanos (milkfish), 2244 nucleotides long. It is a transcript of the gene cdh10a, whose product is annotated as cadherin 10, type 2a (T2-cadherin). Gene Ontology annotation, cellular component: adherens junction; plasma membrane; catenin complex. The coding region runs from base 1 to 2244 and encodes 747 amino acids. The transcript has 11 exons. Gene Ontology annotation, biological process: multicellular organism development; calcium-dependent cell-cell adhesion; cell migration. Gene Ontology annotation, molecular function: calcium ion binding; beta-catenin binding; cadherin binding. The record is from RefSeq and is a predicted model, not a curated record. NCBI's taxonomy places the organism in Eukaryota, Metazoa, Chordata, Actinopteri, Gonorynchiformes, Chanidae.
AUGGAGAGAGAUGGAGAAAUUCUGCAUAGAGCCAAGAGGGAGUGGAUGUGGAGGCAGUUCUUUCUGUUGGAAGAAUACACUGGAAGUGACUACCAGUAUGUUGGAAAGCUUCGGUCAGACAAGGACAGAGGUGACGGCACUGCCAGGUACGUGCUGUCCGGAGAGGGAGCGGGCACCGUGUUUCGCAUCGACGAGAAGUCCGGAGACCUCCACGCCACGCAGAGACUGGACAGAGAGGAGAAAUCCUCGUACUCGCUACAAGCCCAAGCUUUCAAUAGAAACACGGGCUUGCCGCUUGAGCCCGCCACCGAAUUCGUCAUUAAGAUUCACGACAUCAACGACAACGCUCCGCAGUUCACCAAAGCCGUCUACACCGCCAGCGUCCCUGAGAUGUCACCCGUCGGUACUUUUGUUCUGGAAGUCAAUGCCACAGAUGCGGAUGACGCGACUUACGGCAACAGCGCUAAACUUGUCUACAGCAUCCUCCAAGGCCAGCCGUACUUCUCCGUGGAGCCUGAGACUGGAAUCGUCAGGAUAGCCCUUCCGAACAUGGACCGGGAAUUGCGGAGGGAUUACCAGGUGGUCAUCCAGGCCAAAGACAUGGCGGGACAGAUGGGUGGCCUUUCUGGGACCACUGUCGUCAACAUCACCCUCACAGACGUUAAUGACAGUCCGCCUCGAUUCUCUUACAGCUCUUACCAUCUGAGCACUUAUGAAUCAGCCGAGAUCGGAUCGACAGUGGGCCGAAUAAAGGCUAAUGACAGUGACGAAGGAGACAACGCCGAGAUGAGGUACAGAAUCGUGGACGGGGACGGAAAGGACAUGUUCGAUAUCAUAACGGACGAAAUGACACAAGAGGGUGUGAUAAUUGUGAAAAAGAAACUGGAUUAUGAGAGUAAACGAGUCUACACGGUAAAGGUAGAGGUGGCCAACGUUCACCUGGACCCCAGCUUCACCAACAUGGGCCCGUUCACUGACACGGCCAUCGUCAGGGUGACGGCCAAGGACGUCGACGAGCCUCCGGUCUUCAGCAGGAACCCCUACGUGAUUGAAGUGAACGAAGACACGCCAAAGGGUAGUCUGAUUGGCACCGUUACUGCCUGGGACCCGGACAACACAGAUUAUCCCAUCCAGUACUCCAUAGACCAACACACAGAUCUGGAUAGACUCUUCUAUAUCGACCCCAGAAAUGGAUCAAUCAGGACUCUGAAGUCUCUGGACAGAGAAGUGUCCAAAUGGCACAACAUCUCUGUGCUUGCCAGUGAGAUAAAUAACCCUCGACAGAGGAGUCGAGUUCCCGUCUUAAUAAAAGUUCUAGACGUGAACGACAACGCUCCGGAGUUCGCUAUGUUUUACGAGACGUUUGUGUGUGAAAACGUUAAAGCCGGGCAGUUAAUACAGACGAUAAGCGCUAUAGACACGGACGAGCCUUUGAUUGGCCACAAGUUUGUCUUCAGUUUGAGUUCCGCCAAUCCAAAUUUUACAAUCUUUGACAAUGAAGACAACACAGCAAGGAUACUGACCAGAAGAAGUGGAUUCAACAGGCAUGAAAUGAGUGUUUACCACCUCCCUGUGGUCAUCUCUGACAACGAUUACCCCAUCCAAAGCAGCACCAGCACGCUGACCAUCCGAGUCUGCGGCUGCGACAGCGGUGGGAACAUGCGCUCCUGCAGCGUGGACGCCUUGCUCCUGUCAGCCGGUCUCAGCACGGGGGCACUCGUCGCCAUCCUCCUCUGCAUCACCAUCCUGCUCAUGAUAGUGGUGAUGUUUUCUGCUCUGAAGAAGCAGAGGAGGAAAGAUUCUCUGAUCCUUUCCAAAGAGGACAUCAGAGACAACAUCGUUAGCUAUAACGACGAGGGGGGAGGGGAGGAAGACACCCAGGCCUUUGACAUCGGCACCCUUCGCCACCCCGAGGUCAUCGAAACCAACAAGCUGAGGCGUGACAUCAUCCCCGAAAUGCUGUUUCCGUUUUGCCGUUCCUCCCCCAUGAAGGAGUGUUCUGACGUUAGAGACUUCAUCAACAGCAAACUGCAGGAGAACGACACAGACCCCUCUGCUCCGCCGUAUGAUUCGCUGGCCACCUACGCUUACGAGGGGAACGGAUCUAUCGCCGAAUCGUUGAGUUCGCUGGAGUCUUCCACGAUGGAAGGUGACCACGAAUAUGAUUAUCUCACCAACUGGGGGCCUCACUUUAAAAAGCUGGCAGAUAUGUACAUUGGCAAGGACACUACAGUAGACAUCUAG